This is a messenger RNA of Arachis stenosperma, 1316 nucleotides long. RefSeq lists its product as uncharacterized. Gene Ontology annotation, biological process: RNA splicing. NCBI's taxonomy places the organism in Eukaryota, Viridiplantae, Streptophyta, Magnoliopsida, Fabales, Fabaceae. The record is from RefSeq and is a predicted model, not a curated record. The transcript is spliced from 2 exons. Gene Ontology annotation, cellular component: precatalytic spliceosome. The coding region runs from base 19 to 612 and encodes 197 amino acids.
CACUGCUUCCCGAGUAUCAUGGCUGACCGAGACCGUAAUCGAGACCGGGAAAGGGAACGAAGGCGAGACAAGGAUGACCGUGACCGUGACCGUGAACGUGACCGAGAACGGGAUCGAGUUCGGAGCAAGAGAUCCCGUUCGCGGUCACCUGACCGUGCUGCCCGCUCCCGCCACACUCGCUCUCGCACUCGCUCCCCUGACCGGUACCGCUCUCCGUCCCGUUCCCGCUCUCCAGCGGACCGCUCUCACAGGCGACGUCGCCACCACCGGACCCCUUCCCCGGACCCUCCAAGAAAGCGGCACCGGAGAGAAUCCCCCGAGGACGCGAAGAAGGCGGUUUCUGACUUCGUGGACGGGAUCGUGAAGGAGCAGCAGCAGAAACAGAAGGAGAAUGGUGCUGGAGUUGAAGGAGAAGCAGCUGAGACCAACGAGGACGAGAUGGAAAUGAUGAAGAUGCUUGGGAUUCCCACAGGAUUCGAUUCCACCAAGGGCAAGCCUGUGCCCGGUGCUGACGUCAGCGGCGUCAGAGCCGUCACCAAGCGCCAGCCGAGGCAGUACAUGAACCGCCGUGGUGGCUUCAAUCGCCCAUUGCCUGCUGAGAGGAAUCGAUAGAUUGCCCCUAGGGUUUCUUUGAGAUGGUUUAUGGUUUUGGUGAAGGUUCACUAAUCCGCGCUGUGACGGUGUUCAUUUAUUUGUGCUAGCUCGAUGUGCAAUUUAAUUGCUGUUGGGUAUGUUUUAGUUGUAGUACCUAAUUGUGAAGUAGUAGCACUCAACCAAUUUCUUGUGGAUUUAACCGCAUGCAAUGCAGGUGCUUUGAUUGUGAAGUCGAGUGAUUCUGGAUUGGACAUCAUGGCCAUGGAAGUUCAUAUUCUUUCUGACCUAAACUAUUAUUAUCCCAAAGUGCGGUAGUUUUAGGCCGAAAACAAACAAGUUUACGCCUGUGAGAAAGAAGAGGAAAUAGGGAUAAAGAAAUACAUGCUAUAUGACAAUAUGUGCCUCCUUUAUUUCCAAAGUUUAGUUGGUCUUACUCUCAAAAAUCAAAAUCUUGGAAAUUUAGGGUGCGCUUUUUGUUUGUAUUUUUAUUUUCUGUUUUUAUUUCCAGUGUUUUUAGUUUUUUGGAUUUUAUUAAGGAAAAAGUAAAAACAGGGAGUGAAAAUAAAAAACGAGAUUUUAUUGUUUUCACUAUUUUUACUGAUUUCUUUACAAAAUCUAAAAAACACUAAAAAUACAAACAGAAAAUGAAAAUGCAAAUCAAAUGCACCCUUAGUUAUCCUUAUUCUCACUUAUCAUCAAACAUUAAAGUCAACCUGAAAUUU